AUGACACCAAAAAUUUCAGAUUUUGGUCUUGCUAGAAUGUUUGGGGAUGACCAAAUUGAAGCAAAUACAAAUAGACCUGUUGGCACAUAUGGAUACAUGUCACCAGAGUAUGCAAUGGAAGGAUUAUAUUCUACAAAAUCAGAUGUCUUCAGCUACGGUGUCUUGGCACUAGAGAUAAUCAGUGGCAAGAGAAAUAACCAUUUUUAUGUUGGAAGCCCUUGCCUAAACUUGAUUGGACAUGCAUGGGACCUAUGGAAAGAAGGUAAAGCCCUGGAUAUAGUCGAUUCUUCAUUGGGUGAUGAGGCAUCAUAUCCUGCUUUUGAAGUUUUGAGAUGCAUUCAAAUUGGGCUUUUAUGCGUGCAAGAACAAGCUGCGGAUCGGCCAACCAUGCUAGAAGUUGUGUUCAUGCUGGGAAAUGAAGUAAAUGUUCCUUCUCCCAACAAGCCUGCAUUUAUCAAUAGAAGAAUUAUAGAUUCUGGUCAGGAUCCCUCAAGUUCUGCUGGAGCACCUGCUUCUCAAAACGACAUUACCAUUUCCGAGCUUGAAGCUCGAUGA
Molecule: messenger RNA, 555 nt
Organism: Juglans regia (Persian walnut)
Lineage: Eukaryota; Viridiplantae; Streptophyta; Magnoliopsida; Fagales; Juglandaceae
Product: receptor-like serine/threonine-protein kinase SD1-7
Exons: 3
Coding region: 1-555 (184 amino acids)
Biological process (GO): protein phosphorylation
Molecular function (GO): ATP binding; protein kinase activity
Source: RefSeq, a predicted model, not a curated record